Lytechinus variegatus (green sea urchin) is the source of this 883-nucleotide messenger RNA. RefSeq names its product peroxisomal membrane protein 4-like (gene pxmp4). Bases 15 to 626 code for a protein of 203 amino acids. The transcript is spliced from 4 exons. Lineage: Eukaryota; Metazoa; Echinodermata; Echinoidea; Temnopleuroida; Toxopneustidae. Gene Ontology annotation, cellular component: peroxisomal membrane. The record is from RefSeq and is a predicted model, not a curated record.
AACUAUAUUCCAAGAUGGCAGCCUCCAUGGUAAAUGAAGUGUUGGCUUCAGGGCGUUACCACGAUGUGUUAUCCAUUCUCAAAGGCCUUAGAAAUGGUGCAGUAUAUGGUGUGAAGAUUCGUGCCCCUCAUGCACUGGUGAUGACAUUUUUAUUUGGAUCUGGAAGUUUACGUGACAAGGUACGAGUCAUUCUCAAAGCAACCUACACCCAUUCCAAGAAUCUUGCAUCGUUUGUCUUCCUCUAUAAAACAAUGCUCGUCAUCAUGAGAAGAAUAGAAGGCAAACAACAGGGGGCGCACUCUCUACUAGCGGGCUUCAUAGGAGGUUAUAUCAUUUUUGGAGAGAAUAACAAAGUUAAUAGCCAGAUAAACAUGUAUCUUCUAUCCCGGAUCUUAUUCGGGGCUGCCCGGAUGGCUCGCGACAAGGGCUUAAUCCCGGACCCAAAAUUUGACGUCUUCCCCAUCUUUGCUGCCAUCGUGUGGGCGAUCGUCAUGUGGCAGUUUGAAACCCACCAGCCCGUACUGCAGCAAUCGCUUCAGAACUCCAUGACGUAUCUCUAUCAUGAUUCCAAUGUUUGGCACAGUAUAUCUGACUUCCUGUGGAGAAAUAAACCUGGACAGAUAUGAUAAGAUGGGGCCCGGUUUCACAAAUCUUGGUAAUAAAUUGGUAAUAAACCCAUUGGCCCGAAUUCACAAAGGUGCUUUUGAAAACCCACGGUUGAGUCUAUGGUUUAUGUAGAUUUCCUGUAUAAAUUACGCUUAAUUUACCGCGUAGUAAAAAAAAUGUCCAACGCUGAUGCGCCAAGAUGUCGCCUGUUACCAUGGUUAGAUACGCUAUUUUAUUCAUGAGUCCACUGUUUGAAGAGAGUGGACUCAUUAUUCAA